Messenger RNA from Talaromyces rugulosus, 2268 nucleotides. RefSeq lists its product as uncharacterized. Gene Ontology annotation, cellular component: microtubule; cytoplasm; membrane. Gene Ontology annotation, molecular function: microtubule binding; GTP binding; GTPase activity. The record is from RefSeq and is a predicted model, not a curated record. Lineage: Eukaryota; Fungi; Ascomycota; Eurotiomycetes; Eurotiales; Trichocomaceae. The transcript has 3 exons. The coding region runs from base 1 to 2268 and encodes 755 amino acids.
AUGGGCUCUAUUAACAAUUUGGACAAUGAGGCAUUCCAAGACGAGCGUGCGAGAGGUGGUACUCAUCACUUCAUUCCUGAAGCCUUGAGCUCUCUUGAGACGUUCGACCACCGACGAGUGUUAGACAUUGUAUCUCAGCUUCGAAAGUGUGGACUGAACAGCGUCCUGUCAUUACCGCAAAUAGUGGUUUGCGGCGACCAGUCAGCAGGGAAAAGUUCAGUAUUGGAAGCAUUAACUGAGAUACCCUUUCCACGCAAGGACAACUUAUGUACAAGGUAUCCGACCGAGAUAAUAUUACGACAGGCAAAAUCAGAUUCACUCCAAAUCAGAGUGAUCCCCGGUCCCGAACGCUCUGCCGAAGAGCAAAAAUCUAUCAAAGACUUCAGGGAAAGCAUCACAAGCUUUGAGGAGUUGCCCCAAGUCAUGGCUAAAGCCACAGAGGUGAUGGGAAUAGACAAAGAGAAUGGUGACGGUGGCGAUACGAAUCAUCGACAUGCCUUUGCGCGUGACGUGCUCAGUGUCGAGAUAGAAGGACCAAAUCGCCCGCAGCUUACGGUUGUUGAUUUACCCGGAAUCGUACAGUCACAGACAAAAGAUACCUCGCAGGCAGACGUCGACAUGACAAUCAAAAUAACCGAGUCGUAUAUUUCCCAACCACGUACCAUUUGCCUAGCCGUUAUAUCCGCAACUAACGACUAUGCCAACCAACCGAUUCUCAAUAAGGUUCGCCAUUUUGAUCCCAAAGGUGAACGUACCCUGGGCAUCAUCACCAAACCGGAUCGGCUGCACCCUGGCUCAGAAACUGAAGAUGCCUUUCUUCGCUUAGCAAAGAAUGAGGAUAUCUAUUUCACAUUAGGAUGGCAUAUCCUUAAAAAUCGAAGUUACGAAGACGCCGAGGUUUCCAUUCAGGAAAGAAAUGCUUCCGAGUCAAAUUUUUUUCGACAAUCUAGAUUUGGAACACUUCCUCCCGAGCAAAUAGGCAUCGGCAGUUUUACAGACCGUUUGAGCAAAAUGUUAUUUUCGCAUGUGCAGCAAGCACUCCCACGGCUUCAUCAGGAGCUAGAUGAAGCUUUGGAAGAUAUCAGCAAAGAAUUGGCGGUUAUAGGAGAGUCUCGUGCUUCUCCGGAAGAAUGCAAAAUAUUUUUGGCUCAAUUGGCAUUAAGUUUCUAUGAGAUUUGCAAAGCGGCCGUCAAUGGCCACUAUGAGGGUGAUUACUUUAGAUAUACCGGGAAAGGAUCCUCUAUUCAAGAUCUGGCCGUCAAUCGACGUUUACGUGCUGAGAUUCAGCUCCUCAAUCAAGAAUUUGCUGAAGAUAUACGCCAAAAAGGACAUAAAUAUCACAUCAUAGGCCUGGGGGAUGUUUCUCCAGAUACGAAGCAAGAGGACCUAGAGUCUCUCGAUGAAGAACCUUUGGAAAGUGAAAGAGAGACCAAAAACAAACCCCCAGCUAUCUUGGACCCCCAGAAGAUGCAACACCGAAAGGCGAUGAAGUGGGUGAAUGAUGUAGUUGUUAGAACGCGGGGACGAGAGUUACUCGGUAACUUCAAUCCUCUCGUUAUUGCAGAGCUGUUUCGAGAACAAUCUUCUAGAUGGAGUUUCUUCGCAAAGGAACAUAUUAAUAAGGCAUCAGACGCAUCUAGGCGUUUUUUGGAGCGUGUCCUCCACGACAUGGCACCUCGGGAUAUAUUCAAUCGACUUUGGCCUCGAAUCUUAGAAGAUAUAACAAGAAAACGCCAGCAUGCCACAGAUGAGCUUGGAAAAAUUGUCAAGGAUAGUCGAAGCUAUGUGAUUAACUACAAUCACUAUUAUACUGAUACUAUCAAGAAAUCUCGAUAUGAAAGGAGAAAGACCCACAUGGAGCAAUGUCUCGCGAAAGCCACGCGCCACAGAAAGAUACCAGGAUCGAAAACAGACCAGACAUAUGCUGAUAUUGACCUAAAUCAUCUACUCGGCCUCUUUUCGGAGCGCAUCGAUCCCAACAUGGAUGAUCAUAGUUCUGAAGAAGUUCUUGAUUGUCUAUUUGCAAUAUACAAAGUAAACCAGAAAGUAUUUAUUGCAAAUGUUACCAUCCAAGUUAUUGAGCGGCACAUUUUGCAGGGUCUGGAAGACAUCUUCUGCCCAUUGACUGUUGCAACUAUUUCCGAUGCCGAUGCAGUUGCUCUCGCAUCAGAGCCUGCGGCCACUACGAAACAGCGAGACUUUUUGACUGGUAGGCUUGCAAAACUUAAGCAGGGACGUGAAAUAUUGCGAGAAUUUACGUCGACUUGA